Molecule: messenger RNA, 1763 nt
Organism: Raphanus sativus (radish)
Lineage: Eukaryota; Viridiplantae; Streptophyta; Magnoliopsida; Brassicales; Brassicaceae
Product: pentatricopeptide repeat-containing protein At2g17670
Exons: 2
Coding region: 61-1452 (463 amino acids)
Molecular function (GO): protein binding
Source: RefSeq, a predicted model, not a curated record
ACUACUACUACAAAAACCCUAAAAACCUUCCGGCGAACAAAGGAAACCCGACCAAAAAAAAUGGGGAAGAUUCCGUCGUCGUUUCGCUCUCUAACCUCGACGCAACUGAUCAAGAAACCCCCCGCACCUCCUCCAUCCCCACCGCCGCCGCCUCCUCGUAAUUCCCAAAACAGAAUCUCCCCGAAACCUCCUCCCCAUACCACCACCACCGCCACCACUCCCUCGAGAAGAAACCCUUUCAAAUCCCCAGACCUCUCCUCCGCCAAAUCCCUCUUCAACUCGAUCGCCUCCACCUCGAAACUCCCCCUCGACCUCAAAUUCCACAACUCCGUCCUCCAAUCCUACGCCUCAAUCGCCACCGUCGACGACGCCGUCAACCUCUUCCACCACAUCCUCAAAUCCCACCCCAGCUUCUCCCCGGAGCCCUCCACCUUCAACAUCCUCCUCUCCCACGCCUGCCGAGCCCCGGACUCCCCUCUCUCCAACGUCCACCGCGUCCUCAACCUCAUGGUCAACAGCGGCCUCGCGCCUAACAACGUCACCACCGACAUCGCCGCCCGGUCCCUCUGCGAAUCCGAUCGGAUCGCCGACGCCAAAGAUCUCGUCAUCGAGAUCUCGGAGAAGCACUCUCCUCCCGAUAUGUUCACUUACAACUACCUCCUCAAGCAGCUGUGCAAGUACGAGUCUCUAACUCUAGUCUACGAGUUUAGGGAUAAGAUGAAGGAAUCUUUCAACGUGAAACCGGAUCUCGUUAGCUACACUAUUAUGAUUGAUCAUGUAUGUAACUCAAAGAAUCUCAGGGAGGCGAUGAAGCUGGUUAGCGAUCUAGGUGCUGACGGUUUUAAGCUGGAUUGCUUUGUGUAUAACACUAUUAUGAAAGGUUUUUGUACUUUGAGUAAAGGGAGCGAGGCGGUUGGUGUUUUCAAGAGGAUGAAAGAGGAUGGUGUAGAGCCUGAUCGGAUCACUUACAAUACGUUGAUAUUCGGGCUGUCGAAGUCCGGGAGGAUCGAGGAAGCUAGGAAGUAUCUGGAGACGAUGGAUGAAGCGGGGUACGAGCCUGAUGCCGUGGCUUACACGGCGCUGAUGAAUGGGAUGUGUAGGAAAGGAGCGAGUUUGGGUGCGUUGGGGUUGUUGGAGGAGAUGGAGGCGAGAGGGUGUGCUCCUAACGAUUGUACUUAUAAUACUUUGCUUUAUGGGUUGUGUAAGGCGAGGUUGAUGGAUAAAGGGAUUGAGUUUUAUGAGAUGAUGAGGUCGAAGGGUUUGAAGCUGGAGAGUUAUGCUUAUGCCACGCUUGUGAGGGGUUUGGUUAGAAGUGGGAAGGUCGCUGAGGCUUAUGAGGUUUUUGAUUAUGCUGUUGGUAGCAAAAGUUUGACUGAUGCUUCUGCGUACGCGACGCUUGAGACUACUCUGAAAUGGCUGAAGAAGGCGAAAGAACAAGGGUUAGCUGACUGAAUGGGAAAAGACACUGUUAUCUUGAUCGAACAAGCAGCCAAGUGCAGAGUAUUGUGAAUGUUUCAGUUAAAUUACAACCAAAUCAUUGAGGGGACAAGAAAACAGAGGACAACGUUGGUGGAAAUCGUCAAGAAGAUUUUUCAAAAAAGACAAGUGGUCAACAUUCUUGUAUUAAUCAAUUAUUUGGCGAAUAAACGCUUCUUGUUUAUUUUCUUGUUUUCUGUCAUGUUUGAUUGUAUAGUGUUUCCUUGUUCCUUCAUCUAAACAACAGAACGUUACGGAAAAAUUAUUACAUUCAAGAGAUGUACGUA